Molecule: messenger RNA, 1137 nt
Organism: Microstroma glucosiphilum
Lineage: Eukaryota; Fungi; Basidiomycota; Exobasidiomycetes; Microstromatales; Microstromataceae
Exons: 1
Coding region: 227-907 (226 amino acids)
Source: RefSeq, a predicted model, not a curated record
UCCUGUGCUAGUGGACAUGGAGAAAAUCACCUCUGUGCAGCACUCCGCCUGUCCCCGAGCGGGAGUUGCGCUUCGCCUGACCGCCCUUACAUCUCAGACGUGACGAUCGAAGACGGCCAACCACUUGGCAUCCGGCAGCGGAGGCCAACGCCGACGCCGACGGUACCUGAAUGCCCAUGCCACGCGGAUACCACACACCCGUUCAGGUGCCCUUCGCUCUCGGCGAAUGAUAGGCUCCACUCACCACACCUGCCCCUGUCCUAGCACGCUUAAAUUUUUUCCCCGGGCGAGCUUCGGCCCAUUGAAGCCGGCGGCCGAAUCAAAACAGCUGGGGGGAUUCUUCGUCGGGAUACCAUCCUGGGCUUGGCACUUGGACUCAAGGUGUUUAUGCCGAGUCUCGGAUCUGGUAUAUGAUAGUCGUCUCAAAGAACCACGUGGGAGAGCAAAGGCGUUUAGCUUCCUCGAGCCCUCGAGGGAUCUCACCCAGACGGAAGUCAGAGAGAGGCUAACCUUCGUGCGAUUGGCCCCUCGCAGUCGGCACUUUGCUCAUGUUGCGAAGAGGGGCGGGCCAUUUCAGAACGCUUUCCCUAUACAUCAUCCUGACGCGAUAGAGGGAGGGAGGUCUUUACCGAGCAGCGUACGAAACAGUCUCAGCCAAGGCAUCGUCCUUUAUUCAGUCUACUUCGUCUUGUCUAUAUCUUUUGGCAUUGCAGCACAUCGUCUCGUCUCACAUGAUGCCAAAGACGAGCAUACAACACGUUCAAUCGACAAAGAUCUGCCGCGAUGGAGUAGAUAUUCCGUCAGUACUCUGACCAAGGUCAAUGACAAGUGCUUGACAUAUCCUACUGUUACCCUCGCGCUAUCUCUGGCUGGUGCCAGUGGAACGACGGUGUCGUCGGUGGUGUAAGGACCCGCUGGUAGUCACUAGCUUCUGAAAGUCGAAGGGCAUAGAUGUAGUGGUCAGAGUCAGGCGCAGACAAGUCGCGUCAUGAAUCGCUCUUCACUGAUCCGGCCUAAGAAUCGUAGACGUGCUUGCUCCGGUCUUGGUAUGCGGUCAUUCCUUUGCCUGCUCCCACUACUCCAACUGUCGAUGAGAAGAACAGAUGCCGUAUCAGCAAGACAGUCUACCACAGCCGU